Acanthosepion pharaonis is the source of this 2775-nucleotide messenger RNA. The record is from the annotation of a GenBank genome assembly. NCBI's taxonomy places the organism in Eukaryota, Metazoa, Mollusca, Cephalopoda, Sepiida, Sepiidae.
AUGAGUGAAUCUGUUUUUAGGCAUUACUUCUAUCUAUCUAUCUAUCUAUCUAUCUAUCUAUCUAUCUAUCUAUCUCAUCUAUUCAUUCAUCUAUCCGUCUAUAUAUCUCUGUCCCAAAUUCAUUCAUAUCUAUCUAUCUAUCUAUCUAUCUAUUCAUUCAUCUAUCUAUCUAUCUAUUCAUUCAUCUAUCUAUUCAUUCAGUCAAAUGUAAGUCUAUCUAUCUAUCUAUCUAUCUAUCUAUCUAUCUAUCUAUCUAUCUAUCUAUCUAUCUCAUUCUCUUAUUUACCAUAUCUUUCCUUCUUUGCUGACGUCAUUCCAUCUAUUCUUCCAACAGUUAUUUUUUUUACAUUUGCUGUUAUAUUUCGUUGCUUUCUUGGAACUGUAUUUGUGUUAAUCGUUCCUUCCUUUUACACUUCAAAUAUUUUUAUUAUUCUUUCUUUUACCGUCCUUCUUUCAAUUGCUAUCUACUACAGCUUCGUCUCCCUUUCUUUUAUUCCUUCUGCCUAUCCUUCCAUUAGUUAUUUCUUUUUUCUUACGGCUGUCGGUUCUUCAUUUUUCCCUUUUUGUCCGUUCCUCUUUCAUUCCAUCUAUCCUUUAUUAUUUUCUUCCUUUUUUUAUUUUUUUCGUUCAUUCUUUGUCUUUUUUCAGCCUGCUCUGGCUCUACCUCUAACUGUUCUUCGCAACAUUCUUUCUACUUAUCAUAUAACGUUACACUUCCUUUCCACACUCUUUCUUCCUAUAUUACUUCUCACGACACAAUAUCUCUCCAUAUUUCUCUCCCUGUAUAUCUUCCCCAACUUCCUUAACUCUCACCCCACCGGUAUUCCCAUAAUCUCUCUCUGUCUUUCUUCCGGAACACUCUGUCUAUACUUCUUUUCACACUCCCCCUUCACCUUUUUACUCUCUAUAUCCUUUUUCCCAAAACCUCUCUCUAUACUCUUGUUACACUCUCUAUUUAUCAUUAUACACAUACAAACUCACUCUAAUCUCUAUUUUCACAUUCUACUCUCUCUUCAUCGCUAUUCUUAUAAUUUAUUUCUAUCCGUCAUUCACUCUCUCUUUCUACCCUUCUGUUCACAUACUCUCUCUUGCUAUUUUUAUUUCUACCCUUUCUCUCUCUUUAUUUGUCUCUAUCUAUUCACAUUCUCUUUCUACCUUCCUUACACACUGUCUAUCCCUAUUUGCACACUCUCUUUAUCCGCAUUCCUACACCCCCACCUCAGUUUCUCCUGUACCCUUAUUAUCUCUCACACUUUCUCUCGCACGCAGAAACACAUUUUCUCUAUGUCCAUUUUCCCACACUCUCUUUACAUCCUUAACUCAACAUACUAUCUCUACUUCCCUCUCACUCACUCACUCUCUCUCUCUCUCUUCUCUCUCCCUUACUUCCAAAAUUUAUAUAUCUAUAAUUAUCUGAAAGACUUUCACUUUUCCCUGCUCAGCACAUACACCCUUUCUCCCCACUCGCUCUUUCUGCUCUCAUUCACAUAUACUCUCUUUCUCCUUGCUUUCUACAAUUUAUCGUUGCCCCUUUCCUCAAACUGUCAAUUUUUCUCUUUUUCCAACCCUCUCUUCUUCACUUAUUCUCACCCCCUUUCUAUCCCUCCUCCCACUUCUUCUUUCUCUCUACUCUUAAACUCACUCUCUCAACACCCUUCUCCCUCUAUCUCCCUUUGCUAUACCAUCUUACACACCCCUUUCUCUUUCCUCCUCACUCCCUCCUCUAAGUUAGUUGUUUUCUUCUCAUCUUCUGAAAAAAUUGUUCUUGUACAAUCAUCGAAGUUAAGCAACAUCGAGCCUGAAUUCUUUUCAAAUUGUUUUUAUAUCUUUUCAUUUGUGUUCCUUUAUUUUCCCGCUUGUUUCUUUUCUCUCUCUCUCUCUCUCUCUCUCUCUCUUCUUUUUCUCCUCUUUUUUACUUUUAUUUGCCCAUUUUUUUCUUUAAACUUCUCCGUUUUUCUUUUCUUCAUUGUUUCUCACCCACCAUUUAUUCGUCUUUUCCACUUCCCGUUCUUCUUGUCACUCUUUUUAUUUGCCUCUUUCUUUCUCGCCUAUCUUUCUCAUUCCCACUUGUCGCUCAUUAUUUCUUUCUAUUUAUCUAUUAUUGUCUGCUUCUCUAAUAACAAAUUAGCUUCUUUCACUUCCUCUCAUCUUUUCGAUUAUUCUUUCCUAUCCGUCUGUAUUUCUAUUUUUCUCUUAGUUACUAUUUCUUUCUAUCAUUGCUCUCUUUAUUUUUUAAAAACUUUAUGUCUUUCAUUUUUCUUCUCCUUGUUUCUUUCUAUUCUUUCUUUACUUUUUCUUUUUCUUUUUAAUUCUUUUUUUCAUCUAUUUUUUUUUUCCGUUUUGUUUUCAUUUUUUUUUUUCUCUUUUUGUCUUUUUCCUUUCUUUUUCUCUUUUCUUUCUUUAGUGGUUUCAUUUAUUUCUACUGUCUUUUUAUUUUUCAUUCUCCCUUUUUGUCAUCGUGCUUCUUGUUACCUCUUUUUGUUCGUCUUUUUGUUCCUUCCGUCUUUUCGUUUUUUUUUUUUUAUUUGUCCCCUCUUUCUUUUUUCUUUGUGCUUCCUCAUUCUGUUUAUUUCUCUUUGUUUUCUUUUUUUUCUUUUUUGCUCCCUCUUUCACUUUGUUUCCUCUUUCUUUUUCCCCUCUUUCUUUUUUUCUUUUUUUCCCUCUUUCUUUCUUUUUCUUUUUGUUCCUUCUUUCUUUUUACUUUUAGUUCUCCUUUUCUAUUUUUCUUUUUGUUACCUCUUUCAUUUUGUUUCCUCUUUCUUUUUUUUCUUUUGA